This is a messenger RNA of Larimichthys crocea (large yellow croaker), 1038 nucleotides long. It is a transcript of the gene diras1a, whose product is annotated as DIRAS family, GTP-binding RAS-like 1a. The transcript has 4 exons. Gene Ontology annotation, cellular component: membrane. The record is from RefSeq and is a predicted model, not a curated record. Bases 306 to 905 code for a protein of 199 amino acids. NCBI's taxonomy places the organism in Eukaryota, Metazoa, Chordata, Actinopteri, Sciaenidae. Gene Ontology annotation, molecular function: GTPase activity; GTP binding. Gene Ontology annotation, biological process: signal transduction.
GAGGAGGAGGAGGAGGUCUGAUCAGCAGCAGGUCUGAUGAUGAUGAUGAUGAUGAUGAUGAUGUGAGUCAGAGAGCGGAGGGUUCAGGAUGCUCACAGCCGCUCCAGAGUAGACAAACCCCGCACAGAGACCGAGGGUCCGCCGGAGGAGGCACGGUGAGUCCUCACACCGACACUUACACACCGACAGCGGGGGGGCGGACGGACAGCAGCCCGGGAGCGGAGCUCGACAGGCGGUCUGAUUUCACCGACAGGCCCGCGUACAGGUCAGCUAUCGAGAGCAGCAGGCGGACUCCAACUCCCAGAAUGCCUGAGCAGAGUAACGACUACCGGGUGGUGGUGUUUGGAGCCGGCGGAGUGGGGAAGAGCUCGCUGGUCCUCCGGUUUGUUAAAGGCACCUUCAGAGACACCUACAUCCCCACAGUGGAGGACACGUACAGACAGGUGAUCAGCUGUGAUAAGAGCGUCUGCACGCUGCAGAUCACCGACACAACAGGAAGCCACCAGUUUCCCGCCAUGCAGCGCCUUUCCAUCUCCAAGGGCCACGCCUUCAUCCUGGUCUACUCCAUCACCAGCCGCCAAUCACUGGAGGAGCUCAGACCCAUUUACCAACAGGUUCUGGCCAUCAAAGGCACUGUAGAGUCCAUUCCCAUCAUGCUCGUGGGCAACAAAAGUGACGAGACGGCCCAGCGUGAGGUGGAGGCGAAGGAGGGCGAGGCUCAGGCCGCCUCCUGGAAGUGUGCCUUCAUGGAGACGUCGGCCAAGACCAACUCCAACGUGAAGGAACUGUUCCAGGAGCUGCUGGCCCUGGAGAAGAAGCGGGACAUGAGCCUGAGCAUCGACGGCAAGCGCUCGGGCAAACAGAAGCGAGCCGACAAGCUGAAGGGGAAGUGCAGCGUCAUGUAGAGGGCGGCGGCGAGGCGGCGAGGCGGCGAGGGAACUCAGAGGAUCAUCUUCUUCUGUGGUGGUCUGUCCGUCUGAACACUGAAGCCCAGAGAAACAAACAGAGACACUCAUACAAGAGACUUUAUUCACACAC